CUUUUGUCAUUUGUUCACAUAUUCCAUCUUUCUCCUCCCUGCAUGUGACGCUGUCUGCACACCCACUCUUAAAGAGCGAGAGAGCGAGAGAGAAAGAGGGAGAGGAGGGACACGGAUCGGUACACAGAGCCAGUCUGUUUUCAGCUCCCACUUCGCUGUGGAUCCUCCGCCAGACAGCACUCACCAUCCACAGUCACACUCCCUCCAAACACUUUCGCUCUCACUGUACGACAGCUGACAACACCUUCUCGUUUUCUCAGCUGCACUACAGAACCACGUCCAAAAAAGAAGACAAAAAAAGGCUUGAUCUGCAGCACACACGCAGGGACACGCAGGAACACCAGCUCUGAGGAGGAGGCUGGGUCGUGGCUGGAGGGGCUGACUGGAGAAUGGAAUGGAACCUCAGAAGGAUGGAAAGUGAACUGAGACACAUCAACCCUGACUUGCUGCAGCCCAGCAAGAGCUUCAAGAAGCCCUCCUCAGGCACCAUCACCCUCAAUGUAGGGGGGUUCCUGUACACCGCCCACCGGACCACCCUUUCCAAGCACCUGGGGUCCUUUCUGGAAGAGCUGGCCAAUGGUAAGAAGCCCGUUCAGCACACCGACUCCAUGGGUAACCCCUUCAUCGAUAGAGACGGUCCGGUUUUCCGCCAUGUGCUCAACUACCUCCGAACAGGAGAGCUGCAGCUGCCCGAUGACUUCCGGGAAGCGGGACUCCUGCGCAGGGAAGCUGAUUUUUACCGCCUGAGCGAACUGGUGGAAGCCGUGGCCGAGUGGGAGAGUCAGAGGGCGGCCCAGCGGGAACCUGCAUUUUUGGAGGUGACAGACAGCCACGAGAGGUCGCAGGGCCUCAAGGUGUACUGCAGCGAUGCCGCUUUCAUCGAAAAGGUCAAAGGGCGGCUGGUGCAGAUCUCCAAGAGUCGCCUGGAUGGCUUUCCAGAAGAAUUUAUAGUGUCGUCCAACGUGAUCCAGUUCCGCCACUUCAUCAAGUCAGAGCCCGGCUCGCGGCUCGUUCUGAAGGAGGACAGCACGUUCGUGUGCACGCUUGACUGCCUGAAAUUAGAAACAGUGAUGUUGGCUCUGAAGUCAGGCUUCAAGUUGGUCACCAGCCUUGACAGCAGCAAAGGCUCAGUGGUGGCGGCCGAGGCUCUGCACUUUGUUAAAUAGGACGAAGGGAAACAGGGAGGAGAGAGGGAGGCAGAGAGGGAGAAGUGUAGUGCUCAAUUCCACAUCCACCACGCCAGUGUAAGGUAUUGGUUUGAAAGUCUUGUAAGAUGUUGUAAUGUGUCAUUUGGUAAAAGAAAAAAUGGGGGAUUGGACUAUGUUCUUAUCUUUUACUCCAAAUUAGUGGCUUUAAAAGUUUUGGGCGAUUGUUGACAACUAAAAAUUUGCACUGACUUGUAUUUCUAGAUUUCAGAAUGAUCCAGAGAGUCUUAAAAAAAGUGUCAGUAAUAUGGAAAACAAGCCAACAGUGAAUAUUUCCACAAAGACUACUGAACGUCAACAGCUUUACCAGUGGAUUUGUUUGUGCUUUCUAAAACGGCUCCAAAAGCCUCCACAACCAGCUGUGAUCUACACUGCUGUGCUAUUCAGCUUUUACUACGGUCUCUGUGUGUGCGUGCGCCGUGUUUAGUUGGUUUAAUAGCUUGUGUUUAGUUUAUUAGCCUUUCUGGAACCUGGAGGGGGAAAAGGCACAACUCAUUAAGGUUGAUUUGGAUGGACACACUGACUUCACAUUUAACUGCUGAGUUAAGUUGAACUGUGGCUAUCGCAAGGGCUUUAAAUCUAGCAUGAUGCAUGUGCACUAAAUAAACAGUGUGUUUGUUAGUGCUGUGAGCCUCUGUGAAGCCAGUGACACAAUGCCUAUGAAUUUUAAAUGUAUAUAUUUUACAAAUAAAAGUGAGACUCAAA
Melanotaenia boesemani (Boeseman's rainbowfish) is the source of this 1910-nucleotide messenger RNA. It is a transcript of the gene kctd4, whose product is annotated as potassium channel tetramerization domain containing 4. Gene Ontology annotation, biological process: protein homooligomerization. The record is from RefSeq and is a predicted model, not a curated record. Gene Ontology annotation, molecular function: protein binding. The transcript has a single exon. The coding region runs from base 390 to 1166 and encodes 258 amino acids. Lineage: Eukaryota; Metazoa; Chordata; Actinopteri; Atheriniformes; Melanotaeniidae.